AUGAGCGACGCCUACGAACGUGAGCAGCAAAACAAUGCGCUUCUGAACUCUCUCUCGUCCAAGGUCUCCGCGCUCCGACACGUGACUAUCGACAUUCAUGAUAAUGCCCGGGAUCAAGACUCUCUCGAUAACUCGAACGAUGUCUUCUCUUCCAUGACAACGAACCUGAAAGGCAGCGCAUCCCGGCUGACAAGGAUGGCGAAACAAGGCGACACGGUGGCGGUCCUCAAGAUUGCAGGCAUGGUUAUUGGAGCCGGUGUCCUGCUCUACAUCAUCUUGGGCUGGAUUUUUUAG
Penicillium longicatenatum is the source of this 294-nucleotide messenger RNA. RefSeq names its product SNARE domain- containing protein. The coding region runs from base 1 to 294 and encodes 97 amino acids. Lineage: Eukaryota; Fungi; Ascomycota; Eurotiomycetes; Eurotiales; Aspergillaceae. The transcript has 3 exons. Gene Ontology annotation, biological process: intra-Golgi vesicle-mediated transport. The record is from RefSeq and is a predicted model, not a curated record.